GCAUCCAGAGUGCAGGAGAGGAAAUCUGACCCUGCUUUGAAAUACGCGCAUUGACGGCGAGCUGAUUUUAAAAUCAAUGCAACCCCCUCCAGAGAAGGGCCAUUUGGACAAGCGGAGCACAACGUCGAUAAAAGAACAUCGUAGAUUUGAUUAAAAAAAAAAAAAAGACAAAAAACUCCUACCAUCAAAUUCCUGAAGCUGUGGUACUUGUGGUUAGAGUAGGUAGUUUGAAGAGUAAUUCGAGGUGAGGGGCAUCUGGUAAAAGUUUUUGUUUCGUACUCAACUGUCUUAGGCUGCAAAGCGACAGAUCGUCAAACUCUGUUUUCCUUUAAAAUUGAUGAGCAGGGGGAUUUUCCGUGUAAAUAAAACUAGUUCUAUGUAUAGAAUGGAAGAUGAGCGACAAUGUAAAGUACUUGAUAAACCUGGUGAGAAGAGGAUAAAUCAAACAGAACAGCUGCGACUUUCAAAACAGCCACUAUGGAGCAGAUGGAAAAAUAUGUCCGGGAUAAUAGUCUGCGUCUCCAUGUGUGUUCUUUGCCUUGGACUUUGCUUUUUUGUGAUCAUGCGGACCUUGGAGUUGCAGUCCAGGUUACAGAGUCUGGAGCAGCAACAGGACACCAAGUUCUCUGCCUGGAUGAUGACUUUUGAGCAGGUGGAGCCCUUUAUUAUGGGUCGGGUGGACCAGCUAUUGGCUGAGAAGCUUGCUACACAGCUACCAAAGACACGGGAGGUGAGAGAUGCCCCCCGAAGUUGCCUUUGUCCCCCAGGACCUCCAGGUACCCCAGGAGAGCCCGGUCUGUCAAUCAUUGGACCAAGAGGACCUCCUGGACAACCUGGCAUGAGGGGAUUUCCUGGGUUUCCAGGUCCUAUUGGGUUGGAUGGCAAGCCUGGGCAAAAAGGCCAAAAGGGAGAUACGGGUCAUCAUGGUCCUCAAGGAAACCUAGGGGAACCAGGACCCAAAGGGGAGAAGGGUGCAUGUGGAGACUUAACACACCGAAUGUUACCCAUCACCCUGCGAAACAUGCCUUCUAUAAGCCCUCUAAUCUUAAAGCGCCUCAAGCAGGGUGUCCCCGGAGUACAAGGACCCCCAGGACCUCCAGGACGCCCAGGUACCCCUGGUUCAGUAGGCCUUAAUGGGACCAGAGGGCCGCAGGGAGAACCAGGUGUACCAGGACAAAAGGGAGAACCAGGUGUUCCAGGACCAAAGGGUGCACCAGGACCAACUGGACAGCCAGGGAAGUCUGAAAUCCAGAAUAAUGAAAAUGACAUCAACAAUAUACCCCUGAUGGGGCUUCCUGGAUUACCUGGACCUCCAGGACCCCCUGGACUCCCUGGUGCAAAGGGAGAACAAGGUAUUCGCAUCAAAGGAGAAAAGGGAGCACCAGGUCAGAAAGGUGACAAAGGAGGCAGAGGCCAUCUUGGACUUCCCGGUCUAAUAGGACCAGCAGGGCCUGCAGGACCAAAGGGAGAAAGGGGUGAAAAGGGAGAUGCUGGCUUGCCAGGACCAAUUGGCCUUCAAGGCAUCCAAGGUUUCCAAGGAACACAAGGACUCAAAGGAAACAGGGUCUUCCUAUCCCCUUUUCCCUCCCUUCACCACCAUCUGUGGCCUAUGGCUGUUUUUGCAGGGAUUGCCCUCCUUUCUCUUACAAACCUAGGACUUUUCCUAAUCCUUUUCCCACAUUCUAACGUAGUCCUGGUUUAAUCAUCUUCCUUUUAGACCUCCCUUUUACCAACGUCUCACUUGGUGUGCGGGGUACUCUUUCUUUCUUUCUUUCUUUCUUUCUUUCUUUCUUUCUUUCUUUCUUUCUUUCUAAUAAUUAUUUUUUUUAGUAUCAAUUAAAUCCAAAUUCUGAUUAUUUUUGGCAGCCCUAGUUGAUAGGCCACCUUGCUUACACAUUUUCAGAUUUCCACACCCAUUUUCUGUUGGAAAGAAAUCAGGACUUUGUGACUGCUACUCCAUAACUUUGGCAUUGUUUUUCUCAAUCCAAUAUGUGCAUAUUUGGCCUAAUGCUUAGGGUCAUUGUUCUUUGGAUUAACAAUUUCUGCACAAGACUUGAUUUCUGUCAAGGUCUGUGGUUGAAUCGGACCAAAAUGCAGACAAAUACUAGGCAGUAGCAUGAGAGUAAGCCUUCUUCUUUAUUCAAAGGUUUCCAAAGAUUUUACAUAAAUCACUGCAGGAACUAACAUGAGUUGAGCCCUAAACUUACAUGUGUUCUCUCAGCAGUAGCACAGCACAAACUGAACUUAAUCAGGUGUAGUGAACGGGGGAACCAGUGAGGAACUAAGAAAACAGACCAACUAAUGUACAGAGAGAAAUGAAUUAGUAACAAUAGACAGGUAAUCAAUAGAACUAGGGACAGGUGUGACAUGGCAAGCACGGAGGCUGAAGGACAGGUGAAAUUAAUACAAAACUAAACCAUGGGAGAAGGGACUAAUUAACAAUUCUGAGAAACAGAUCUAAUCUAAGAACUUGGCAAAUAAGAAUCAACAAAAGACACCCUAAAGAAACCCUAACUACAAAAGUAAACAAACCCAAACAAACACUGACUGAAACUAACUGGGAAGGGAACAGAGAAAAUGAUGACCUAAAAUAAAUGCAAACCAAAAUGUAAACAAUAAGUGGAACUAAGUAUAGUGACAAACAAUAACUACAAGCUAACCUAAGGAAGGAACUGAAACAAUAAAAACUAACACGGAGAACUAAACUAGGGCACAGAGGAAGCAAGAGAACCGUAAAUAAUAAUAAUAAUGAGAAAACAGAACCACAACCAGAAAGCAACCACUAAAGGAACUAUGCACGAGUGGAGAGAAAACUACAACACUAGGAGGCAGGAGAGAGAACAAAACUAAUAUCAGAUUAACUGAAGGAAUAAACAAACAAAACCAAAACAGAGUCCCAAAAUGUCAGACCCCAACAAUUUCUGUCAAGUCAAUAUGACUCCCCCCCCACAAUAUAAUAACAUCACUCGGAUUUACAAAUAAAUAAUGCAUAAAUAAUUUGUUGAUUUUCUUUUAUUCUCAUUUGCCAGCAAAAUAACAUCAUCAUCUGGCAAUGUAAGCCACCCCCCUUCUCCCAUGAACUUGGUUUCACCCAACCCGCUUUCUCCACCAAGCAUCCAGUGUUUGCUGUACUUUUGAUUCUGUCACUGGCGAGAGUGGUUGUACUCUCAAAAAAGCGGACAGAUAACGAUUUUUCACUGUUGGUUGAUAACAUCUUGUAAAAAGAGCAAAAAUCUAAAUGAGAUAAAUAUAUAUGGAUUGUUAAGUCGGUUUUCUCUAUGCCGCUCACACACGCCUGUACAUGCCUGUUUGUACAGGCAGACACACUGAAUGACGGUGCAUGUAGACUAUCUUCGAAAUAUAGUGGUACCCAGGUGCUUUGUUACACCUGUCACCUAGACCUCUGGGGCUGAAGCUCCAGAUGUUUUCAAAACAUCCCCAAAUCUCAUGAAAGAAGACAUUUAGGAGUUUAUGUCAGUUCAAAAGAUGCAUUAAGGCCCAAAUGAGAGACUUCACAGUUUUAUUAAAAACAAUCAGAUUUGUUUCUAUUGUGUUCAAUAUAAUCACUGACCGCUCUGCCCAACCUGACAAUGAGUCUAAAAGAAAAGAAGGCAAAAAGUGGUUAUUACUGAAGAUUGAAGUUAGCGUUUAACCUGAGAGAUGGCUCAGAAUGGGCUAAUUGUAAGCUAGCGCUAAUCACUUAUUCACCCAGCAAGACAUGAGGUGGAGAUUCACUAAUGAAAUAUUUUGAUGAAAUUUUGGGAUAGCUGACAGCAUAAUUAAAAUAAAUAAUUAUGUUUUUAGGGGGUUACCAUUCCAUUAAAGUCUAAGAAAAACAAUUUUAUAGCAGUUUUCUUUUUGGAAAUGUAAGAAAUUAUGACAAUGAUGUGGGAGAGAGAGUGAGAAAGUAAAAUUUUAAAAAGUAAUUUACAUAGAAGAUAAAAAAAGCACAUUUACUUGAGCCACGGUAAACAUAGUUUCUCUGAGUUUAACUUUAGUUUUAUGGACUAAGCAGAAUUUUAUUUUUAAAUAUCACAUUAUCUGCUUCAGCCAAAUGUUUUUUUCAUCAUUUAUAAACUGUUAACCUUCAUCCUUCACUUAAACUACUGACAAAAAAUUAAAACCAAGUAAAAUUAUUGUGAAGCUUUUGGAACACCACAAUGCAGCAUUCAUGAACAUGAAGGUGCUCUAAAAAUGUA
Molecule: messenger RNA, 4199 nt
Organism: Girardinichthys multiradiatus
Lineage: Eukaryota; Metazoa; Chordata; Actinopteri; Cyprinodontiformes; Goodeidae
Gene: col13a1
Product: collagen, type XIII, alpha 1
Exons: 22
Coding region: 338-1702 (454 amino acids)
Source: RefSeq, a predicted model, not a curated record